Molecule: messenger RNA, 1413 nt
Organism: Cladocopium goreaui
Lineage: Eukaryota; Dinophyceae; Suessiales; Symbiodiniaceae
Source: the annotation of a GenBank genome assembly
AUGUCUUUGGAGCUGGACCAUGAAGAUGAGAAAGCGCAGCAGCUGAUGGCUUUCGCCAAGCAGGCUGAGGAGAUCGUAGAUCAAUUUGUCAAAUUGGUGGUCGAGCAAGACUCAGUGCAGGCAAUGGGCCAGAUCAUGGAAAACUGCGUGUCUCUCACCGGGGCCAAAAGGGCGAUCUUUGUCUAUGACUCCAAGGUUGCAGGAGAGGCGACGGCCCAGAGUCACAUUCGACGGCCUCAGUUUCGCCGUGAUCAUUUUCAGAAGAUUUGCUCCUCAUUCGUCCGAGGCAGAGGUGGACCACAGCCACGAGAGGGCGACAUGGUGAUCUUUUUCGAUGGUGGACGCCAACUUGCUCCUAUGGUGCUCAGUGCGUGUGUGAAGAUUACAAAUGCCGAGGACCAUGGGCAGCAUUGGGAAAAGAAGCAGAGGCAGGAGAUGAUUAUUCAUUACUGCGAGCAGUCCAUCCGAGCUCGCAGGUGCUUGGUGCGAGGCCUCAUUCCGACCCAUGAGGGAAUUCACAUCGUCACCUCUGGGCCCGUGUUGGUGCAGGACAUCCCUCGCAAGAUCUUCUCCGGCACGAGCUUGAGCACGGCAAUUGGUCCUGUGAAGCUUCUUCCUUUUGAUGAGGAGCAAGGCUUUUGGCUCAUUAGCAAGGAAGAGAAGGAUAAGAUCUAUGGACCUGCUGGAAAAGUCUUGUCCGGAGGAGCGCUGCCUGAUUGCCCAGAUCGUCCAGAUUUGGGGGAAGAUCAUAUUCCAGUGAACUACCAUGUGAUGCCACAGGCGGUGUUCGCAGAGUUGCUGCACUCCUUUCAAGCCAGCGUGAUGGUGAAUGCAACUGAGAUCGAUGGCAAGGGCGCUGAGGCGGCAAUCUUGGCCAAGAAGUCGUACAUUGGUGUUACCUUCACAGAGUAUCAUGCCCAGCAGCUGAGGAAGCUCCUUGUCCGCUUCGUUUGGGAGCAAUUCAAGGACCAAUCCUCUCCGCUCUACAAUGUUGAAGUGCAGACCCUCCUCAAAGCUCUUGGUGGCAAUCCCAAUGCGAGCACGCCCCUUCCUCUUGGUAGCAGUGGUGGCAGUGGUGGCAGUGGCAACACCGUUCAGCCAAGUGCAAGCGGAAGAGGAAAGGGCGGAAGAGGAAAGGGCAAGGGUGGUGGCAAGGGUGGUGGCAAGGCUGGCAGCAAGGCUGGUGGCAAGGCUGCUGGUGGGAAAGCUGGUGGUAAGGCUGCUGGCAAGUCAAAGAGCAAAAAGCGUGCAGCCGGAGAGGAUGAUGCAUCUGAUGGUUCCAAGAAGCAAAAGACAUCAGAGGAAAGCUCCAAGAAGGAAGAGAUCAUGAACAAGCUGAAGAUGCUGACCCGGCAAGGCAUGAUCGAGGACGACGAUGAUGACGAUGAUAUGGCCGACGAGGCCGAAGAGUGA